AUGACCGCCACUCUAUCUUUCCCUGAUGAGCCGCAUUUUCGAGUAUUGCUGCAACACUGCAGAGAGACAUCCCCCAAGGAUAUCUUCUUCCAAGAUCCUUCCUGUGGAAUUGAAGCAAGCCACGACCAGUUCCUACAGGAUGUUUUUCUCACACGACAGGGACUCCUCAACCAGCUGCCCAAAGCCCUCGUCAACGAACGAGGCAUUAUCCAUGAAGAACAUCCGUUCAUCUGUAUACUAAAUCAGGGAAACUAUGAAUAUAUAGUGGCGGCUUUUGCAGUGCUCAUGUUGGGGGGAGCAGUUGUUCCCUUGUCCCCGUGUAUUCUCCCAGAAGAAGCAUCAUUUUUAAUGAAACAGUGCCAGUCCGUUGUGAUGAUGGCCGGAUCGAGGGUGCUCGACCAUGCCACUGCCAUCCAACAAUACGCUGUAAGCCAACAACAGACCGUUCAUGUCAGGUCAAUCUCCAUUGAUGGCCCUCAACAAUGCAUUGCAGCCUCCAUCGACGAGACCAUUAUUAUUGCGCCCGAGCGGCCUAGCAUGCUCAUCUUCACAUCUGGCACUGUGGGACCUCCUAAGGGUGUCGUCCAUACGCGUCACCUCCUGGCCCUACCCUACACGCCGUUGCGGAGCGGGAUAUAUCUCAACUGCAUUUCCUUGUGGACCGUUGGUGCCGUGAGACUCAUCAAACAAACACUACACGCACGUCGCAUCGAGAUCAUUUCUCCAGACCCUGGUGUUUUGUGGGAACGUCUACGAAAAGGCGGCGUCGUAUUUCUAGCUGCCGUGAUUCCAGUUUGGCAGGGUUUGAUGGAUUAUUUUCAACAGAACCUUGACCACCUACCAGACGCCCAGCGAGAGGAGUAUCUGUGUGGUCUGCGUGGUCUGCGUACUGCUAUGCUAACUGGUGGAACACUGCCCGCGUCGAGACUGCGGUUUUGGAACGACCUAGGGAAACCGUUAAAGUUGUGCUACGGUGCGACGGAGCUGGGGAAAAUAUGUCUCGUCACGGGGAAUGAGUCGAGUGCCGAUCGAAAUAAUUGCCUGGGACAUCCAGUAUCGGGAAUCACAAUCAAGCUUUCUGAAGGGGAUCAUGGGGAGCUGCUGAUCAAAAGUCCAGCAGUAUUCUCGCACUAUCUUAAUGAUCCCGCCACUACAAAAGCCGCAUUUACAGAUGAUGGGUUCUACCGAACGGGUGAUCUGGUCUCGCGAGAAGACACCGACUACUUCUUCCAUGGCCGAGCCUCAACAGAUUUUAUAAAAUAUUACGGCUACAAGAUCCCCAUUCCUACCCUCGAACAGAAGAUCAACGAUCUUCCGGAUGUGAGGGAAGGCUACAUCCUGGCCAUGCCAGAUCAACACUGCGGAUACCGCGCUGCAGCUCUAAUACGACCCGUAAAAAAUGCCGAUAUUGAUCAUCGGGCGGCCUCAUUUGAUCUGCCACAUUUGCACGAACAAAUGGUGGCUGACAAGAUACCUGCAUUCAUGUUGCCCACUGCCCUGCGGUUAUUGCAGGACGAGGAGACAGUUCCGCGCACCGUAUCGGGAAAGAUUAUCCGCAGGGAUGCUGUGAAACAGUUCUUUCCCAUGGACGAUGAUGGACGCUGUCCGGCGGCGGUCCAGGUGUGGCUGGCACGACCGUCGGUUUGUAAGGAAAGUAUGAAACAGGCGUGGGAUUGGGCUGGGGCACCGAUGACAUGA
Penicillium nucicola is the source of this 1698-nucleotide messenger RNA. Its product is annotated as class I adenylate-forming enzyme family protein. Gene Ontology annotation, molecular function: medium-chain fatty acid-CoA ligase activity. The record is from RefSeq and is a predicted model, not a curated record. Bases 1 to 1698 code for a protein of 565 amino acids. NCBI's taxonomy places the organism in Eukaryota, Fungi, Ascomycota, Eurotiomycetes, Eurotiales, Aspergillaceae. Gene Ontology annotation, biological process: fatty acid metabolic process. The transcript has 5 exons.